AUGGCAAGAAUGUCAUCAGAAAGCAAGCUUUAUGAAGCAGCAGAAGAAGGGAGUGUAACUACCUUCUUAGAAUUAAUUCAACAGGAUCGACUGCUUCUGGAUAGAGUGCUCGUUAAUUAUACCACUGAGACUCCUUUGCAUGUAGCAGCAAUGCUUGGGCAUACAGAUUUUGUGAAGGAGAUUAUACAUAGGAAGCCAGAGUUUACCAGAGAAUUAGAUUCAAGGGGUUCAUCAGCUCUUCACUUAGCUUCCGCAAAAGGGUAUGUUGAAAUAGUUAAAGCAUUGCUAUUCGUAAACCCUGACAUAUGCCUGGCUCGUGACAUAGGAGAAAGAAAUCCUCUUCACCUUGCAGCCAUGAAGGGCCAGGUUGAUGUUUUGAAGGAGCUAAUCCAUGCCAGACCACACGCAGCUCAGGUCACAGUGGCUUGGGGACUGAGCAUAUUGCACUUGUGCGUGAAGUAUGGACAAUUUGAGUGUCUGAAGCUAUUGAUUGAAGUGAUGGAUGAUAAUGAAAUUGUGAGUGCGAAGGAUGAUUAUGGCAUGACUAUCUUGCACCUAGCGGUAGCUUACAAACAAAUUGAGACAGUAAAAUUUUUGCUUUUCAAUACUAGCGUCGAAGUAAAUGCUCUAAAUGCAAAUGGUUUUACUGCUAUGGACGUUCUUGCACAAAGUAACAGAGGCUUGAAAGACUUUGACAUUGCUGAGUCUCUUCGAGAUGCUGGAGCACUAAGAGCUGCAGAAAUUUCAUACACAGGGCCUAGAAUUGGAGGAUUGAGAACUAAGGCAACACCUCCAAUUGCUCAGAUUCCAGUCACACCACCAUCCAAAGAAUAUGUGCAAAAGGCUACCAACAAUGAAGAUUGGCUUACCAGAAAGCGAGAUGCAUUGAUGGUGGUGGCAUCACUUAAUGCAACAAUGGCUUUUCAAGCUGCACUAACGCCUCCUGGUGGUCUCUGGCAAGAUGACUUAACAGGGACUUCCCAAGGCAACAAUGACACACAACCUCACGAGGCCGGAACUUCGAUAAUAGCAGAUAAAAACCAGAGCUAUUAUUCUCAGUACCUUUCUUACAAUACAACAAGUUUCAUUGCAUCGUUGAGCAUAAUCUUGUUGCUGAUUACUGGUUUACCUUUCAAGCGAAGACUUUUUAUGUGGAUUUUGACAGUGAUUGUGUGGAUUGCAAUCACAUCCAUGGCCCUUACAUACAGAAUUUCACUUCUUGUUUUUACACCAAAAGCGCAGGAGCUAAAUGUCACUCAAGUGCUUGACUAUGCUGUCAGGGUGUGGAGUGGGGUGAUGGGUUUUCUUUUUCUGGGGCACUCCAUUCGUCUCGCGGCAAGUUUGUUCAAGAAAGUAGAAAAUGUUCUAGGGAAAAAGAGAAAACCGCCGCCACCACAAGUGUAUCCACCAUUAGCGCAAACGGAUAUUAGUGACUUCUAA
Theobroma cacao (cacao) is the source of this 1440-nucleotide messenger RNA. RefSeq lists its product as uncharacterized. Gene Ontology annotation, cellular component: plasma membrane. The record is from RefSeq and is a predicted model, not a curated record. Gene Ontology annotation, molecular function: protein binding. NCBI's taxonomy places the organism in Eukaryota, Viridiplantae, Streptophyta, Magnoliopsida, Malvales, Malvaceae.